This is a messenger RNA of Soboliphyme baturini, 4412 nucleotides long. NCBI's taxonomy places the organism in Eukaryota, Metazoa, Nematoda, Enoplea, Dioctophymatida, Soboliphymatidae. The record is from the annotation of a GenBank genome assembly.
AUGUUUGCAGGAAGCAGAUAUCGCGUAUUUUAUGACUUCGGUUUCGUCUCACUUGACAUAAGCACGAUGCGCGCAGAAGAUUCGGGAGUUUACACUUGUUGGGUUCGAAAUUCCCUAGGUGAAGCGUACUCACAAGCGCAGGUUAAUUGUACAGCCAAAUCAGCCAUUCUUUCGGCCACUUGUCAUCCGGCUAGCGUAGACCGCAUCGUUCAGCUGGAAACACCGAAAGUUCAAGCGGAGGCCAAGGAAGAAGUUAUCUUGGACGCUCCAAAAUUUGUCAAACUUUUGCCGACCGAAGUUCAGGUGAAAGAAGGUCAAACUGUUCAUUUCGAAUGUCAACUGAUUCCCGCCGAUGACCCGAACCUUAAAGUCGUCUGGCUCUUCAACAAUCGCCAGUUAGAAAGUGCUUCGAGAAUUCAGAUCGCGAACGACUUUGGAUUCGUAUCUAUGAACAUGCUUUACGUCUACCCCGAGGACUCCGGCGUCUACACGUGUUUAGCACGUAAUAAAAACGGCGAAGCGUCCUGCAGUUGUACGCUGUUCUGUGCCAGCCGAAGUAGUAUGCAGCUGGACAGCUACCACCCGGACUCGUUGAAGCGGAUCGAAGAAUUGGAACGGCCGUUGCCUAAACCAGAAGUGCCAGAGGAGCUGUGCGUACAGAAGCCGUCAUUUACGGCUCUGUUGCCCAGUGGCUUUGACAACUUGAUCGAAGGACAAACGUUACACCUGGAAUGCCAGGUGGAGCCUAUGGGUGAUCCAAAACUACGCAUCGAGUGGCUGUUCAAUGACCAACCGCUGCCUGCCAGUCAUCGCCUUCGAAUGGUUCACGAACUGGGCUACGUUGCGCUGGAAAUCCUGUACGUCUAUCCGGAAGAUUCUGGCAAAUACACGUGCCGUGCUAUCAACGACAACGGCGUGUGCGAAACCGUUUCAUAUCUGAAGUGCUACGGACGACACCACAUCAUUACCGAAUCGCACCAGCCCGAAAGCUGGCGCAAGAUCAAGCUGAUGGAGGAAUCGCAGCCGGCGGUGUCUAAAGAAGUUGAGGUACCAAUGGGCAAACCGAGCUUUGUCCAAGAACUGACCGGGCCCACAAGUCUAAAGGAAGGCCAGUCGGUACAUAUGCAUUGUCAGGUUGAGCCGUCCAAUGAUCCAAAGCUGAAAAUCUCAUGGCUCUUUAAUGGAAUACCUCUGAAAGAGGGUUCAAGGUUCAGAACGAUGUGUGAUUUCGGAUGCGUGUCACUCGAAGUGCUGUACGUUUAUCCGGAGGACACCGGCACGUACACCUGCGUUGCCCGUAACGAACAGGGCGAAGUGCACAGCUCACUCGCUAUCGAAUGCAGACCUCUGAGGUCUCUCUAUCUCGAGUCUCAGCACCAGGAUAGCUGGCAGCAAAUACAGCAGAUCGAGGCGCCUCCUGAACCCCGACCUCCUUCGCCCGAACGACAGUUCCAACCUCCCGCUUUUACGCAACCACUGGUUAGUGUUGAGAACUUGAAGGAAGGUGACAACGUCCGACUUGAGUGCCGUUUGGAACCGGCCGAUGAUCCGAGCAUGAAGAUCGUCUGGACACGUAACGGUCAACCAAUUCCUCAAGGCAGUCGCUUCCGGCCUACACACGACUUUAAUUACGUUGCAUUGGAAAUUUUGACGAUCUACGCCGACGACUCGGGUGUGUACUCGUGCAAGGCUACCAGCGCCUUUGGCAGUGCGGUGACAUCGUGCACAAUUAAGUGUCAAGCGUCAAGCAGCCUUCUUCUUGAAACUCAGCAUGAAGACAGCUGGCAGAAAAUACAAGAGAUCGAGAUGAAGCCAGUAAGAGAGGAGAUAGUCGAAGAGGUAGUGUUCAACCGUCCCACGUUUGUGAUUCCGCUCAAAGAAUAUCCUCCUGUAAUGGAGGGCGCUUCCAUUCAUCUGGAAUGCCAGGCAGAACCGCAGAACGACCCUAAUAUGGUCAUAGAAUGGUAUCACAAUAAUCGGCUGCUGGCCAGUGGCCAUCGUUUCCGCGCCGUUCAUGACUUUGGGUACAUCUCGUUGGACAUACUCUACUGCUUCCCGGAGGACAGUGGACAAUGGUCCUGCAAAGCACGGAACAAGGCUGGCGUUGCGGAGACGUCGGUGCAGUUACAGAUAGCCAGCAAGAGUAGCAUUAUACUUGACCCGAAUCAUCCAAGCAGCUGGCAAAAAAUCCAAGAGAUCGAGGCUCCCAAAGCGCCGGCUCCGGCCCCAUCCGAAGUAGCUUACGGCGCCCCGACGUUCACACAGCAGCUUGAGAACGUCGAACGGCACGAGGGCAUGCCCGUUCAUUUCGAAUGUCGUUUGACGCCGGUGAACGACGCCAGACUCAGAGUCGAAUGGCUGUACAACGACAAACCGCUGAGGAUGAGCAACAGGAUGAAAAUGACUUUCGACUUUGGCUAUGCUGCGUUAGACAUCGCUUACGCAAACGCCGAAGAUUCUGGCACCUACAAAUGUCGUGCUAUCAGCCCUCAAGGCAAAGCUGAAACCUCCGCCACAUUGGUCGUUGCAGGAAAGACGGACUUGUUGCUGGACACGCAGCACCCAGAAAGUUGGGCUAAAAUAAGAGAAAUCGAGAGCCGGCGACCGGAAGAGAAGAUGGAGGUAGUCGAACAGCCGGUGCAGCCGAAGUUCAUCGAACAGCUCAGUUCGUGCCCGGACAUCAUCGAGGGACAACCCGCCCACUUCGAAGCACUGUUAGAACCGUUCAACGAUAGUAGCCUGAAAGUACUGUGGCUGCACAACAACAAACCUAUUCAAGCCAGCAGUCGGAUUGUUUAUCGCUACGAUUUCGGUAUCGUCACGUUGGAUAUUCUUUACUGCUUCCCAGAGGACUCUGGUGAAUACGUUUGCCGAGCUACGAACAAGCUUGGCACAGCCUCGAGCUCCGCAACCCUCCAGUGCGCAGCGCGUUCUUCGAUCUACCGCGACACGUUGCACCAAGAAAGCCUGAGGAAGAUUGAGAUGAUCGAGGCACCGCGGGAGGCGCCUCCUGCGGUCGAAAUGCCCACCUUCCAGAAACCUGUUUUUACUCAGUCAUUGCAAAACAUCGACUCGUUGCAGGAAGGUCAGACGGCGGUGUUCGAAUGUCGGCUUAUACCGAUUAAUGACCCGAAAUUACAAGUUCAGUGGUACUUCAACGACAAGCCGCUGCAGUUCAGCAACCGCAUCAUGGCCACACAGGACUUUGGUUGCAUCCAGCUAGUGCUGAAAGGCGUGAUCGCCAGCGAUAGCGGCGUUUACAUGUGUCGGGCGAUAAACGACCUCGGAGAAUCCGUGAACACCGCCUCACUUGUGGUCGAAGCAAAGGGCAACAUUUUGUCCCAAAGUCAGCAUCCCGAAAGCUACAGGAAGGUGCAGCUAAUCGAAAGCUUGGACAAAUUUCCGAAGCAGGAGAUACCUGAAGCCGUUUUCGACAAGCCCGUCAUCGUCACUUCGUUACAGAACUAUGAAGAUUUGAACGAAGGAGAAACCUUGCACCUAGAAUGCCAAGUGACACCGGUGAACGACCCGAAUCUAUGUGUAGAAUGGUUGCUUAACGGAAAACCGUUGCCCAAAGCAUCAAGGUACAGACUGGGCGAUGACUUUGGAUUUCGCAGUCUUGACAUCGAUGACCUGAAACCGUUGGAUUCCGGCGUGUACACAUGCCGAGUGUCGAACCUGAAAGGUGAGGCGGCGGCGUCGGCUGUCGUCAAGGUGAAAGGCUACGAGUCAGUGUACUUGGAAAGUCAUCACCCGACCAGCUGGCAGAAGAUCCAAGAUAUAGAGAACAAACCGAAGAUGGAAAUAGUGGAGGAGGUGCAGCCGGUGCAGAAACCGCAGAUCAUCGAGACGUUGAAGGACUACGACAAUCUGCCUGAGGGAUCCACGGUUCACCUGGAGGCGUUAUGCCAGCCGGAGAAGGACAAUACGAUGGUUGUGCAGUGGUUCCGCAAUAACCAGCCGAUAAUGGCCAGUCAGUUGGUGAGAACUGACUACGAGCUGGGCGUCGCCACGUUGGACAUCGUCAAGGCGUAUGCGCACCAUUCCGGCAUGUACACGGUCAGACUGCGCAACAGCGCUGGCGAGGCCGCCUCGUCGUGCACCGUCAAGAUCUUGGCCAAGAACGCGGUCGUGUCAGACACCCAGCACGAGUCGAGUUGGCGGAAGAUCCAGACACUGGAGGCCGCCAAACCGGAAGCACCACUCGAACCCGAGAAGGUCUAUCCUCCGCCGCAGUUCACCGCUCAUCUGAACGACGUCACGGUCAUCGAGGGAGAACCGUCGCACUUCGAAUGCCAGGUACGCGGUGUGAAGUACUUUUCGGUUUCAUUUUCACUCGAGGAAGGAAAGGAAAGUUUUGCUUCAUCUUCUUCUUCAAGAAAUUGGCAUUUCAGUGGUGAUCUUUGUUAGAG